Papaver somniferum (opium poppy) is the source of this 866-nucleotide messenger RNA. RefSeq names its product protein TAPETUM DETERMINANT 1-like. The coding region runs from base 94 to 726 and encodes 210 amino acids. Gene Ontology annotation, biological process: cell fate determination. NCBI's taxonomy places the organism in Eukaryota, Viridiplantae, Streptophyta, Magnoliopsida, Ranunculales, Papaveraceae. The record is from RefSeq and is a predicted model, not a curated record. The transcript has 3 exons.
CUCUCUCUAUUCCUUGAAAAACACAGAGAAAUUCAAAGAAGAGAAAGACAUUCAUUUGAACGUAUUUGAGGUUUCUUCUUCUUCUUGAACAAAAUGUUGAUGUUGAAGGUGAACAUCAAGUUCUCAAUGAUCAGAAGAAUCAGUGUAUUAACGGCAGCAUUUUCGUCAGUUGGACUACUACGACUCCUGGCAGUUAUUCUUCUCAUCAGAACUCACCAUGGAUUAAUCACUUCCACAACUUCUAAUAGUAUCCAUCAUCAUCAUCUUCAUCAUCAACAACAUCCAUUGGAACAAAAUCAUCAUUUACAGCAACAACACAAAAUUAUUUCUACUACUACCACUCUCACGAUUUGUCAUCAUAGAAAGCUUCUGAAUCAGAAGGAAGAAGAGCCAAAGAUCGAACCCAACAGGAUGUGGGGAGAGAGAUGUUCAAAGUCAGACAUAGUCGUAAGUCAAGGAUCAACACCACCAUUACCAAACGGCAUCCCAACGUACACAGUUGAGAUCAUGAACGUGUGCACCAAAGGCUGUGAUAUAUCAAACAUUCAUCUCAGUUGCGGGUGGUUUAGUUCCGCCCGUCUGAUCAAUCCUAGGGUUUUUAAACGCAUUAGGUAUAAUGACUGCAUCCUUAACAAUGGUGAAGCUUUGAUCAACGGGGAUAGCAUUUCAUUUCAAUAUGCCAACACAUUUCAAUAUCCUCUCACUGUUUCUUCAGUCAACUGCUAGUUGUAUAUUUUUCUUUUUUUUUUACUAUAGUUAGUAGUAUAUAUAUUGAGCAAAAAGUCCGUAAAAAUCUACAAAGAAUUUACUAGUAGUAGCGUUAUUACUCAUGAGACCAAGUGUUAACUUGUUCCUGGCCUAGCUCU